Messenger RNA from Acyrthosiphon pisum (pea aphid), 726 nucleotides. RefSeq lists its product as uncharacterized. The record is from RefSeq and is a predicted model, not a curated record. The transcript has 2 exons. NCBI's taxonomy places the organism in Eukaryota, Metazoa, Arthropoda, Insecta, Hemiptera, Aphididae. The coding region runs from base 282 to 659 and encodes 125 amino acids.
CAUAAUAAAAUCUGUCAGGGCAUAAUUCUGGUUUAAAAACCUAUCGAUUUUUCAAAAAUGUGUAUUUUAAGGUACUUUAUAAGAACGUAAAAAAAGAGCCCGGACAAACUUUGUUUUGAAGUUAAUGAUGAAAAACUUGAUUUAUUUUAGUUACGCGAAACAAAAUACUUAGUAUUGAAUUUUUUUAAAUUUUUUUUCCAAACUGAAAAAAAUGUAGCUUUUGAAGUUCUUCGUAUGCCAUACCCUUUAAGUUAUUAUUCAGUGGGUAAUAAAGAAUAUUUAUGAAUAUACGUGUGUAUUUCAGGAAUUUUUUAAAAGCAGUUAUUUUAUUAUGGACCGGCAUCAUAGUUUUCCAUGCAUCGGUGACCGCUAUUGUGGUUGAUGAUAUGGAAAUAAGUGCAGUAAAAAUAAACACUUGUAGAGGAGUGUUUGAAGGUUUUGAAGUAGAAUUUGCUUUAAUACGUAAUGAGAGGACCCAGGAACGCUUGUAUUGGGCGGGCAUCGAUCCAAAAAGUACUCAUGGAGCACGAGAACGUUUAAUAAUAACUUUUAAACAAUCGCCGUGUAAUGAAGAAAUACAGCGUAAAUUUCAAAAAAUCGAAUCCCCUUUAAAGGUAUACCUCCUUAAUAUUAUAAUUUUUAAUAUUAGUAAAAUUUAAAAUUAUUGCUUUUAAUUUUAAACUUGUUAAUAUUUUUUUUCACAUAGUUAGAACUUUUUUGGUCUGA